GGGAGGGUAGACAGAAGCAGCCUCGCAGCUAAAGCCAACGUGACACGCUGGAGUCUUAACAACGGCACCCGAACCGAGAGCAGUCACGUUAGUUGCGACCUGAAUAUCGUCUAGACCCGCGACCGUAACACGGCCGUUUUCCGACUGCUGCGUUCGGAUAACGAUUCAAUCCCCGAGCGAGAAUUUCGUGGCAGCCCGGCUCGACAGAAACGGACGCCAGCCGCAGUGGAUGUUGUUGCAUUGUUCACGUGAAAGCAGUGAGAUCGGUGGUUUGCUGCGGAACAGCGCGCGGUCGACCGGAACCUCACUUCGUCGGCAUGUCUUGUCAAGGGAAACGUCGUUACGCCGGAUACCGAUUUCGUUAGGAUCGUUACAUCGGGUUCAACAGCCCCGUAUCGAACUUGGCCUGCAGUGCAAACAGUGCCGCGAAAGCGUAGUUGCACUACAUCCGUGGGAUUAAUAACGAUGGACGAUUCAAUUUGAUACAUUUCUGUAUAUUUCUAUUCGGAUAUUACCUCUUGUAAAUUAUUUUCUCGGCUUAACCGCAGCUGUCGCUUUGUCUUCACCAGAGGAGCGUGGAAUGGAGACCACGAUACGAAAGUAAAUCUGGACCUGGGUUGGGGUUUCGCUGCCAGGUUUCCUGCAGUCUCUGGCGGUUCUAACAAUCUACAGGCCCCUGCCCUUUCCCUCUUGCGGUCCCUUAUGCCCAAUGACGGCUGUCCCAGGGUCACUGCAGGAUGGAUGAACUGGAUUUGACAGUUUCUGUCUGUCACCGUCAGCGCUUGCUUAUCUGUGACUGUGUCUUGUUCUUUUACGUUUAUAAAAGAACACCUCCUCUCGUGGGCCUCGGCCCCAUACACUGUAAGAGUAACUGUUAAUAAGGAAUACCCCACAGAGGGGCCUCUUCAACUCUGUGGCUCACCUGAGCUUUUAUUUUUUCGUCACAUUUUUGUGCCACAGUCAGGAGUUUGUUUGGAACAGGAAAUUUCCAGGAAAAGUUUACAUUUCAGUUUCUUCGUCGUAAUUUAUUUAUACUUUUCAGAGUAUUUUUGUUUUCGUUCUUGGAGACAUGUCGUCAGAAAAUCCCGACAAGGUGGUGACCUUCUUGGCCCCUCCACCACCAAAGAAUGUGAAUGGCUCCGGGUCGGACUCGCUUGUGAGUGAGAAACUAGACACGGGGGUCAGAAAGCGCCGCCACACUAUGGAUAAAGACCAGAAGACAGCCGAGCACAGAUUUUUUAGGCGCAGCGUCAUCUGUGACUCCAAUGCCACGGCACUAGACCUGCCGAGCAAGGCCUGCAUCCUUACCUCGCCCACGGACCAAGAGCAGUUCGUUGUGCCUGCAGACCUUUGUUCGACCCCAGAUGUAACAAGUGAUGCCCGGGUGUGUGUUUCAGGGGUUGUGGAGGAAGAGCAUGCACAGGACAUUGGUAGUGGAGGAAGACGCGCUGGGGUUGAUGUGACAGUGGAGGUACAGAGCCCAUCUGUGCAGGAUGUGGAUGUGAGACAGAUUGAGGUCCUUGGGACUGCUGAGACGGAGGUCUGCGAUGUGGGCGAACAAGAGCAGGAAAGCAGCGAGGCAGACAAACGUGUGGAAGUGGAGAAAGGGGUGGCAAAGGCUCGUGCCGAGGCUGAACAGAGGGAGGCUGAGAAAAAGGUCCAGGAUGACAUCGAAGAAGUGGAGACGAAAGCUGUGGGCACUUCGCCAGAUGGACGUUUUCUCAAGUUCGAUAUAGAGAUUGGACGUGGCUCCUUCAAAACGGUCUACAAAGGCUUGGAUACUGAAACGACGGUUGAAGUCGCGUGGUGUGAACUGCAGGAUCGAAAGCUGUCGAAAUCGGAACGGCAGAGGUUUAAAGAGGAGGCCGGCAUGUUAAAAGGGCUGCAGCACCCAAACAUCGUGCGUUUCUACGACUCGUGGGAGUUGCCUUCCAAAGGUCGCAAGUGCAUCGUGCUGGUGACAGAGCUCAUGACAUCUGGAACGCUAAAAACGUAUCUCAAGCGCUUCAAGGUGAUGAAGAUAAAAGUAUUGCGGAGCUGGUGCCGACAGAUCUUGAAGGGCCUACACUUCCUACACACCAGGGCGCCUCCCAUCAUCCACCGGGACCUUAAAUGUGACAACAUCUUCAUCACCGGCCCCACUGGAUCUGUUAAGAUUGGAGAUCUGGGCUUGGCCACCCUCAAGCGCUCUUCGUUUGCUAAAAGUGUCAUAGGUACCCCUGAGUUCAUGGCGCCUGAGAUGUACGAGGAAAAGUACGACGAAUCGGUGGACGUGUACGCCUUCGGGAUGUGCAUGUUGGAGAUGGCGACCUCUGAGUACCCUUACUCCGAGUGUCAGAACCCCGCUCAAAUCUAUCGCCGGGUCACCAGCGGAGUUAAGCCUUGCAGCUUUGACAAGGUAGCCAUUCCAGAGGUGAAAGAGAUCAUCGAGGGAUGUAUUCAGCAAAACAAAGAUGAAAGAUAUGCUAUCAAGGAUCUUUUGAACCAUGCCUUCUUCCAGGAGGAGACAGGAGUACGAGUUGAGCUGGCCGAGGAGGACGACCGUGAGGUGAUCGCCAUUAAGCUCUGGCUGCGGAUCGAAGACGUCAAGAAACUCAAAGGCAAAUACAAAGAAAACGAAGCCAUCGAGUUCUCCUUCGACCUCAGCAAGGAUGUUCCAGAAGAUGUGGCUCAGGAAAUGGUUGAGUCGGGCUACGUUUGCGAGGGCGACCACAAAACCAUGGCCAAGGCCAUCAGGGAUCGCGUGGCUCUGAUCAACCGCAAGCGAGAGCAACGGCAGCAAGUACGAGCCGAACAAGAGAAACGCAAACAGGAGGAAGAGCAGAAGCAGAUUUCCAGCGAGUCUUUGAAGAACACACCAACCUCUCACGGUACUCAGAGUCAGUGCGGAUCCCAGCCUCCCACUCCAGGUCUUCUUCAACCUGAUUGUGAGGAACUUGAGGCAGAACAGCAGCUUCACUACUCACAAAGUGGAAUGGCCUCUGCUGAUGGGACGCUGGACAGUGGUCAGGGUUCAUCAGUGUUCUCAGAAGCUCACCUGAGCCAGGUCAACAUGUCGUAUGGUUCUCCUGCAACGUCCCAACAACCCCAGGUGCCCGGACAGGGCAUCUUUCCCCCCGUAUCUCAGGCUCCCCAGCAGCACACCCCAUACCUCCAGCAGCCCAUGCCUCCUCCACGUCGUCGUAGCAUGUCUGUUUGCGUGCCCUGCUUUUCUACCACUCCUCUGUUGUGCCCUCCCAAGCAACCUUCCACACCUCCUCCAGUCGCAUCAGCCCCCCUCUCACCCCGACUGGGGAGGCCAGAUGGGGAGACGUUCGCGGACAGACUGUCCAAAGCGCUGGAGAGCGUCCUGCCCCUUCACUCGGCCCCGUCCCGCCGCCGGGCCAGUCUCCCAGCAAUCUUUGCCAGUCCUCCGCAGUCAGUGAGUCAGCCCUACGGCGGAGGAGGCUCAGGUCUGGUUGAGCCCCCGCACUUUUUCCCCACCAUCCCAGAGCGGCCCGUGUCUUUCUCGCCGCCGCCGUCUUGCCCACCCAAAGGUUUCAAUGUGCAGCGUCGUAAGAGCACCUCCAUCCUGGAGGCCCACACGCGACACUUCCAGCCCACCUACCACCGUAGCUAUGGCAGCAGCUUGCACCCGUUCUCAGGCAUGGAGACCAUGGGUGCCAGCAUUGAACCUUCUCUAUACGUGAUGCAAGGAAUGGCGGCUCAAAGGUUGGCCGAGCCACUGCACCUGCCAACCCCUACAGAAUCCAUCUACGGAUACAAGGAUGUUAGAGCCGAGCAAGAGAAAGCGGUCCGGAGAUUGAGUCUUAAUCAGGCUGCGUUAAUGGAACACUUGGAAGCCAUGUCAUAUGGUGGCUACCCGAUGACGGCUCAUCAGAUGAGCCACAUCGCUUUCCAUCAGCAGAUGCAGGCGGCUGCUGCCGCCAGCAUGGCCUACGAGGCUCCACCUCAACCUGGGACAGCUUACCCGCACCUUCACGUCCAAAACCAAAUGCGUUUGACCCAGAGCCCAGUCCCGCAACUGCCUCCCAUGAGCAUGUCAAUGUCUGUGGGACAGCCAACUGGGGCAGUUGGUGCUGGUGAUCCGGUCUAUCAACCUCAUUCAGCUCCGCCUGUGUUGGGACAUACUGCCGAACCCUUUGAAUUCCACAUGCACAACUUUCAGGCAGACCCCGCCAUGCUGGCCUCCAGACUCUACCGAGCCCGCCGCGGCUCCAUGGACCUUAACCUUGAGGAAGCAGCCAGCAAUCAGGGCGUAUGCGGUCGCUUGCAGCCUGUCACCGAAGAACUAUACAGCUACGUCAGCCCAGAACUGCCUCUUCCCCCUGGUAACCUGCUUCUACACGGACCUAGAGAUCACAGCCCUGAGCCAUCAAGCGACUCAAUGACCUCCUCUGAUGCUGGUGAGUUCUACUCACCUCCCCCUCAUCCAUUUUACCAAGGUCAAGAGUCCUCCGGCGCUCAGUCAAUCCCUCAGACUUUCUAUUACAAAAUGGAAGGAGGGAGCAACAUCAGCGACGGACACCCGCCCAGUCAGCCAACGUUUCUGUUCGUCCCAGCCUCCGAAUCGUCGGGUGUCCCGUCCUUGCACAUCAGUGCCUGGGGCCGGCAAACCACCCUUCAGCCGAACCUCGCAUACCACGAGGCUGCCCUGUCUCAUCUGCAGGUGCAGGUUCCCCCGCAGUCCACAAGUUCAAUUUCUUUGGUUUCCUGCAGCACCCCAACGGCCGUCCCCACUCCUCAGCAGUAUGGAGGUUACUACGUCCAAGCGCUCCCUUCGCAGGCUCCUGUAUUGCAGCAGGUGUCUCUGGGACCACCUUCCCAACCAGGUGUGUCUAUACCCCAGCAAGCUCCUCAACAGCCUCCCAACGUGGUUCAGACCGGCUCCCAGACACAGUUGCAGACCGGGCCUCCUCCCACACAGACUCCUCACACCGUCGCUCAGACUUUGACAACAGAGCUGACACAACUUCAAGGUCCUGUUGUGGAUAGUUAUUACUCUGACGUGGCAUCUGGGCUCAGUGAUGGGAAUGAUGGCGUAACGGGCGGCAGACAUGAGGGUCGUUCGGCAAAACGACACCAGCGCAGAUCAGUGCGCAGUCGUUCGCGCCACGACAAGAACUCUAAAGCCAAGCUCAACGUCCUUAAUAUCUCAAGCAUGGGCGACAGAGUUGCAGAAUGUCAGCUGGAAACACACAACAGAAAAAUGGUGACGUUUAAGUUUGAUCUAGACGGAGAUAACCCAGAGGAAAUUGCACAAAUAAUGGUUCUGAGUGAAUUUAUUCUAGAAAGCGAGCGCGAGUCCUUCGUUGAGCAGAUCCGGGAGGUCAUAGAGACAGCUGAUGAGAAAGGUGUAGAGCGAGAACGCAGCCAGGCGGUCAAUGAUCAUGUGCAACAUCUGCCCACCAUCUCUGCACCCCUUGAACAAGGCAUACCGCCUUAUUCAGCUGCCCUGGUGGUCCAUUCAGCAGGCCGCAGGUUUAUCGUAAGUCCAGUGCCCGAAUCCAGGCUGAAAGACCAGUUCUUCAGCUCAGUCCCUGUGGGUCAAGAGACUUCAUCCUCACCAGGUCUUGGGCUUUCAACGUCUGCGUCCGUAGUCAGUCUACAACAGGCGUUUUUGGAGAUGCGUCAGGGCCAUUUUGACCCCGGUCCCAGCACUGCACCACCAAUGCUCCACACCUCAAUGCCCCCUUUAUUGCCCCCUGUAACACCCGUGCCUUCUGGCACCGCCCUGAUGGUCUCUCCCCCACUAGCACAUGUGUCUGAAGUAACAUAUUUGGCAUCUUUACCCACUGUUUCAGCAAACCCUCAGGGGUCAACAUCACCACCUCCUACCCUUCAACAGACGCCAACCUCUGCCAUGACCUCCACACCCACCCAUUCACUGCCCAUGUCUCAGCCCCCUCUGCCUCCAAGUCAGCCAUCUAUACCUACUGGCAUCAGUGUUAUUACAUCUCCCUCAUCUCUGCCUGUGCAAGCUGCCAUCACCAUGCCCGUCUCUACACCGUUCCCCCAGGCAACAGUUCCUGUGCCAGCGCUGGGUAGCAUGGUCGCAUCGCUCCCUCAUCCUGUGGCUCCUGUGAAUGUUGUGGGUUCUGUUUCCGGCGGCAGUGCCGAACACCCGUUCAUCCCCUCCACGACUGCUCAACUCACGCCUACUGUAGUUCCCACCACAGCUUUUGAAACACCCCAGCUCGCACCUUCCACCAUCCCCACCACUGUAAUUCCCUCCGCAGACUCCCAGCCGCAGGUACCCACCCUCCAACCUGUCACCACAAACAGCCAACCUCAAACCUCCACCGUGCCCAACCAGAGCCACAUUCAUUGUGUGGAUUGCGACAGCGACCCGCAGGGAAAGGGCGUUGAUGACAUCCAAGCUCUUGAUAAGAAACUACGUUCUCUCUUUAUGGACCUGGGGUCCGGUCCGCCAUCUGCCCAGUCCGAUAUCACGUCUGACCCAAUGGCGACCCCAAGCGUCCCUGGCACCUCCUCCCCAACCACAUGCGCCACCCCUAGUGGUACCCCCCUCCCUCCCUCUAGUUUACCCCUGAGCACCUCCGGUCUACAAACGGGCUCCCCGAUGACCGCCAUGGGUAAUGGAUCCACCCCUGUCGGCUACAGUCAGACAACACCAUCCAAAGCUCCGUUGUCAAGGUUACCGGUGUUGCCUGCUGGCCUCGAUCAGGCUGGCACACCACCAUCAGAGCACCUACCACCCUUCCCAGGACCUUGUUUAAUCCAGUCUCAGCAGCCCUUGGAGGAUCUGGAUGCCCAGCUGAGACGAGCUCUGAGUCCAGAGACCGUCCAAGUCGGCAGCGGCACGCAUCAGUGCUCCGUCACCGGGAUGCCAUUUGGAGGACAGCCAGUUCCGUUUUCCUUGGAUGGAGAGCCAGCAGCUGUGCCCGUGACUGGAGGCUACAAACUGGGACGAUUCCAGGUGUCAGUAGCUUCUGAUGAGAGUUCCCCGCAGGUUCCCACCACCUUCCACGAUUCAUCUACCACAUCAUCAUCAUCUUCCACCUCAUCGUCCUCCUCCACCCUCUCAAGCCCUGAGCACACGCUGCACCGCACCUCCUCUCCCCUCAAAAACGCUGCAGUGGACAGGAUCGACAGCCCCUCUGCUUCCUCCGACCGGAACGCCGUCUCACCCCUGCCCACCACCAUCGGACGUUUUCAAGUCACUACUAAGGCGGACACCAAAGUGGGUCGUUUCUCGGUGAGCGAGACGUCCCCUGAACCCCAACCGGGACCUCACACCCAUCCUGCCUUAGGAAACGGUCCAGCCCAGAGUCCCGGCCCUCUCAACAACUCCAUCAGCCCCUACCCAAGCAGCGACAAUGACUCGGAGUUCGAAGACGAGGACUUUAAGAAAGAAGUCAGCAGACUGAGGGAGAAGCACAUGAUUGAAAGCCAGGCCCUGUACGUCAGACAGAAAGCCGAGAUCGACUCCCUCUUUGCACGUUUGGGCAAAGCUCCGCCCGGCAUGAUCAACCCACCUGUUUUGAAUCCCGCCGGCCGCAGACGACGUCCUACCAAGAGCAAAAGCAGCAAAUCCAGCCGCAGCAGCUUGCAGAGCAGUAAGAGUCCCGUACAGCCAGCAGCCAGCACUUUAUCGGCGCAGAGCGCUCCCUCUGUGUACCCGUCCCAGCAGGCGUUUCUGGCCCCUGGGGGGAUGAUAGAUGGGGGCAGCAGCCCUCUGCUCCAGUCCUUCAAACCCUCUCCCUCUAAUGAGAACCUGUGCUCCGCUUACACCAGCGACGGCACACUCUCCGCGCCCAGUUUGUGCGUCACCUCGCAAGGCUGUAUAAAGUUUAGCUGUGGGUCGGAGAGAGUGACCUUCAAACCAGGUGGCAGGAGGACGCGUUUUCUGAGUACGCCCUGCUUGGCUCUUUGGAAGAUGGUGAAAAAAGUCUGCCCCUGCAACCAGCUCUGUAGGACGAGCAGCACCACCUGCGUAGGGACGGCAGGAACUGGUCCCAAUCAAAACCAGCCGUCCGUCUCUCAGUCCCAGAGCUGCAAGGGGAUGUUCACAGACGAACUGCACAAGCUGGUGGACAACUGGGCCAGGGAUGCUAUGAACCUGUCCCAGGGCAAGAAAGUCAACAAACAUCAACAGCAGUCGGCCCCUCAGGGCAACAAUUACGAUAUGGUCCCUCCUGCCAACAUGGGCCGUAAGUACUCCGCUCCGGGACAGCUGUGCCCAAGUAGCGCUUCGAAUCUGAGCGCUCACCCACCCAUACCCAACACUCCUGCUACCUCUCUAGGAACCCGGAAAGGCUCCCUGUGCCCAACGCCGCAGUACGUCUACCCAUCCGCACCUUACAGCGCCCAGUGGGUCAGCUCCGCCCCGCACGCCCAGAGUGGCCUACUUGCCGCCUCGCAACCCCUGGGCCAGUUUCCACCGGUUCCCAACCCAAUACAGACCUUCCACAUGAGCACUUUGCAAAAGUCAGUCAGCCACCCCGGCGGACCCAACCUGAAGAGCACAUAGUGCAGGGCCUUGCCGUGCCAGGCCCAAAGAUUUUGGUGGAGGGGACAGUCAGAGAAAGAGGCAGGGGGAAGUUUUGGAAUUUGGAAUGUGUGUGUUAUUGCGUUGCAAAUUUGUCUGGAAGCGUUGAGAGGUUUGGACAGUUGAGGGAUUGAGGAAGACCAUGCAGAUGAGGAGACGGAAGAUGCCAAGAUGCACCUGCGGAAUCUUCUUGUACAUUUACAGAUAACGCCCAACCAGACACAGGAGGGGACGGAAACUAAACGAAUGCAAUGUGAUGUGGCCAAAGACAGUCUUGACGAUUGUGAUGGUUUCACAUCUUUCAAAAUGUGUAGCAAAGUCAUUGUUCACCAUCCAGGCCCACACAUUUGAUUCCGGAGUGAUUUGAAUCGACUGGUAUUCAAGAGGUCUCGCCUUUUAUCUCCUCACACUCGCUCAUCGUCAGCAAACAGACAGGAGACAUACAAGCUGCGUACACCUGUUGUUCCCCCUGCCCUCGACCCUCUGCUGCAACGCCAUGAAAAAUGCAAUAAUUUCAAUGGUUGGGGAAAAAUAACCUGUUUUAAAACGCAAAAAGUGUCCUUCAUUCGAUAAAACGAAAAUCUGUGUACAAGAUCGUACUUUGUUUUUAAAUUGGGUUACGAGGGUUACGAUUCCAUUUUUUUGUUCGUUUGGUUUGGUUGGGUUGGUUUUCUUCCCUUACGCCCAUCGAGCCGGCCUUGUGUAGCAAAUGUUAGGGAGAUUUCUGUUUUUCAGAUGUUCAGAGGCCUUUAAGCUGCCCCGGGGUUUGUGCUACAAAAUACUACGGCUUCCCAGCAUGCUUUGCAGCACAUUCACAUGCUUAAUAUCCUCUUCCACCUCUCUCAUCGGGCCACACCGUAAGGCGAGCUGUAAUUGUGUAAUAUAGUUAAGAUAAACCGAUCUGUUCCUUUUGGUAGGGGAGCCUGUCCGUCAACACCCAUGGCCCCCUUUGCAGUGAAUUAGAGGUCAACAUUUUGCUCCACCCAUUUACUGUAAAUGGCCACCAUUCACGUUGUCUUUAUUUGGGAUGAGUAGAUGUGACAUGUAGACCCAUUCACAGACAAAGCUCUAAAGGAACAGCUUUGUUUGAUCCUGCCAGCAUUUUGGGGCCCUGUUAUAAUAGUUGGCGACAGUCAAAUGAGAAGGUUGAGUUCUGUAUGGACCUGUAUUUACUCAUCAGUUUUUGAUGUUGAAACACUGUGAUUAUUAUAAAUGUUGUUGGACAACAUGCGUUUAAACUAAAGGUAGAAAAAAAAACAUGAAAUUGUGAGGGUUAUGGAUAUUAGCGUUCAUGAGAUGUAAGGCUAGCUAUUUCAUUAUUUCACAACUUAUUGGAGACACUUUAACCUUUUUUUUCCCCCAUUGUAUUUUUGUGUAUUCGAAAAAAAUGUGAAUGUAAAAUGUAAAAAUGUACUUGAAGAAACUUUCCCUUUUUUGCCCACGUCCGGUGAGCUUUCCUGAAGAUUAUAGUGCCUUGCUUUUUUACUUUUCUUUGCUUUGGGCUUUGACGCCUGCAGAGAGUCUGAACGAUGCCGGUGUUUGGACCUCACAGAGGGUGAAUGUUUGUACAUUACAGAAUAAGAUAUCGGUUUGAGUGGCGUUCUAGCUCGGCUAUGACUGAAACCAUUUGAUGGCACAGUUGUAGACAUUGGACAGUGUGCGAAAAAGGAGUUUUGAAGCUUGGGCUGUUGUAUGUAAUGCACGCCGAUACCAAGAAACCUGCUGAGAUCAUCUGGAUAAAUAACCAGGUGGGGCUUUUCUUUUUUGAAGGCCGGGUGCCUGCGAAAGUGCAUAAAUGCCAUUACUAUACUACGAGUUUAGAUGAUCUUAGCAUGCUUAAGUGUGCAUAUCAGCAGCGCACCCUUCUAUAAAUGUGUCACCAUGUUCCCUCGAGAGAGAGAGAGCUCUUAAACAUCAUGACCGGCUCUUGUGAUGGUGAGGAAGAUUGAGAUGCGAUGCAAAGAACGUUGGUUCACGUGAGACGGUUUGUUGUAUGUUUUUAAAUGUAUCCUAUUUGCUUAACUGGCAAAGACACCAUCCGUGUGUUGAGAAGCACUUUGACUAGUUAACUCAGUUUGGACGUUGCUGUGACAGGACGUGAAGGAUGCAGAAAGAUGGAGAAAGAUAGCAACCCUCACCAACACGACAUGGCCAAAACAGUUCUGGUUCAGACGAGCGGUUGCAGUUGUUUCUUUGCUUGAGACUCGCUGUGUAGAUAAGUUUUCAGGCUACUGCAAUGGCCUCGUGGUUUAUGGCUUAGUAGUAGUUUCUUACGGGAUCCCUUUUGUAGCAGUCACGCAACAAUUGGUCAAGUGCCGGUCGAAUCACUCUUGUAAAUGCUUUCAGUCCUAAUUCAUCAUUUACAAAUGUACCGAUGUUUAAAACCUUGUUUGCCAGGUUAAGACCGUAAUGGGUACAAAAUGUAGUGAAGUUGAACUUAGUUGAGACACUCAUCACCUUAACUACUGAAUGGACUUGGAUUAUAAUUUGUUGUGUACUGCUUAGUGUACUGAGUGGAACGUCUGGUACAGAAGAACAUCACUAAUCAGCUGUACAGUAUCUGUUUUCACCAGCCGCGAAUGGCUCCGUUUUUCUUUAUAUUUAAAUAAGUUGUUUUAAAGAUGGCUUUUGCUUUGUACACAACGCAUUACUUGUUUCUCUUGUUUUUUAACCCGGAAUUGAAUUCACCGUUACGCUCGUUCAUUGAAACUGUGAACAAACCAAAAGGUUUUUGACAAAGAGGUCCCACCUGCUCAGUGUUCAGACUUAAUGAAAUCUGUCGACAGCUACCUUGUGAGUGCCAUGUCCUCAUUCCAAAACGUAAGUGUUAUUCGCCCUCCCGUACUGUAGAGGGCGCUAAUGUAACUGCAGUGCAGAACGUACAAUGUUAAACCAGAUUCACAAUGUGACACCACGUUCCCAGUUUACCAAAACUACAGAGAUGACCCUAAACUUUGUAAAUUAUAAACGCCAACUUUACCCCUCACCAUACUUUUGAGAAAUGCGGCUGAUGUGCAAACAAACCUCCGAUUGAUACAUUCAGAUUCAUUUUUGUCUAUAAAUGAAUCAUAGAUAAAAGAAUCUUGGCAUUAUACAAGAUACAGAAAAUGCACACGGGCGCGCACUCAAAAGUGUGGAAAUGAAUAAAACGCUUUGUUUUACCGUCUAGUCGCCGUCCUGUGGAAGGAAAUACAACAGAAGAAUGUGUACUUAAUACUGUCCUGUCAUUAAGUUAUUUUGUUUUGUACUAAUAUACGAUCCGCUCGUUUCGUCUCUAGGUUUCAUCUAGCGACUUCAUUCAGUGUUUCUCCGAGUGAUAUUUAACAUUGUACAAAAAUGUUAAAGGAAAAAAGUUAGAUAAAACAAAUACCAAACGUAAACAUGUAGGCAAUCAUUGGCAAGUUUAACUGUAUGUUUUGCACUAAGUAUAGGACGUUCAAGCUUCAUAUAGAACUGUGCUUUGCGCUCCAAUAAAACAGCAUUUGUUACCUUUAUUUGUAAACUUAAUAAAAGUCAUUUAAAUAAAAAUGA
Molecule: messenger RNA, 12043 nt
Organism: Triplophysa dalaica
Lineage: Eukaryota; Metazoa; Chordata; Actinopteri; Cypriniformes; Nemacheilidae
Gene: wnk1b
Product: WNK lysine deficient protein kinase 1b
Exons: 32
Coding region: 1070-8494 (2474 amino acids)
Biological process (GO): positive regulation of potassium ion import across plasma membrane; negative regulation of sodium ion transport; intracellular signal transduction
Cellular component (GO): cytosol; cytoplasm
Molecular function (GO): potassium channel inhibitor activity; chloride channel inhibitor activity; protein serine/threonine kinase activity
Source: RefSeq, a predicted model, not a curated record